AGUGAAAGGUGCGAAAUAUGACCCAAGUGGCCGACCACCAAAAGGUGUAUCUCAUACCUCCUCUAUUGGCUGGGUGGGGCCUCCAGCAGGGCUUAAAUACCCAGACCGGCCUCCUGAUGGAGUUGCCUGGCAGAUGGAUUUGCCUGUUGAAGAUGACAAUGUUGUGGAUGAUGUGGGCAUGACCAAUUACAGAGCAGUAACCCCAGAAGCUCCUCCCCCACCUUUCACAUCCCCUGCUCCAUCAUCGCCUGAACCAGAAGAAAGGACAAAAAGAGUGUUUGAACUCUUUAUUGGGGAUCCUUACAAAGUAUCUGAGGAGGAGGGUAUGCUAGAAAGUUCAGAUGACGAAGAUCUUCUUGACCCACCCAGUCCAAGAGAUUACACUCAGUCAUAUGUCAAUCAAACAGAUGGCCACUCCCCUGAAGAUGUCAAUCAUUAUGAAAGCCACACCCCUGAGAAAGAGUCUUUAAAAUUAUCACUGCCAAUUGCUGAUGAUGAUUAUGAUGAGACAGAUGAUAUGGAUACAGAAAGGCUUUUAGCAGAAGCUGAAUCUGUGUCAAAGAAAUUUGACUUAAAGAGUAUCAUUAAUUCAAAUAAAAAUAUCCCGGUGUCAACCUUGGAAACAGACGUUACUCAUUCAGAUUUGUCCAAUCAAAAUUCCAAUCCAGAUAUCACCAAAGAAACUACACAAAGCAGUUUGGAUGAAUUUAGCAACAAGAAAAGAGCAGAAGAGCUGGUUUCUGAAAUAAUUACUGAAAAUGGACUUGAGUUUGAAACAAGCAAUAUAAGUAAUAAAAAAAGUAUAUUAGAAAGAGAAAAAUCUGCAGUGAAGUUUAGUGAAGAUGUUAAAACAGUAAAUAUUACUCCAAGGAAUAUAGGUCGUAAAGUAGAAGAACUUCAUCAUAAAAAAAAGCCUGUACCCCACACCACUGACAAUUUUGUCGACUUAAUAGAAAUAAAAAAUAGAGUAGAGCCUGUCCUAUCUACAAGUAAAGCUGAAUUCACACAGAGAGAAAUGAAAUCCCCGCCUAGAGGUUCACCGCCACGGGGAACUAACAGACCUCCAUCUGGUAAAUCCACGGCAACAGAAAAUUCUAAAGUUUCGAAACAAUUUAUUUAUCAAAACAGUGUUAGAAAAAAUACCCCACAUAUUCAGUCAACAAAAGUCAGUACUGAACAGUCAGCAUCAUCAUGUAACAGACCACACUCUGCCAGUACAAGACCAAGGUCAGCAAGUGCACCAUUGAAUCGUGCAGCAAAACCCAUCACCACGGUAACUGUAGACUACGGUGAAAUAGAAAAAUCUGAGAAGGAAAAAUCUAAAAGUGAAGGAAAUAAAAAGAAAGAAAGAAAAAGGAAAGAUGAUAUUGUUACUAUGAUGCAGAAAAUUGCUUUAAAUGAGGAUGAAGGUCAAGGUCAUUUUGAUACAGCAAGUUCUCAAGGUCAUGUAGUGGGAAAAGAUGAGAGCAAUAAAACUGAGGUAACACACGACACAAUAAUAUCAGCUCCAACUGUGUGCAAAUCUGAGCAUGAGAAAAAUUACUAUGAAAUAUCCAGACACUCAAGCCUGUCUAAUAUAGCUGACAGAGAAAUUAAAAAUGAACCAGAUAGACCUCUUUCAAGAGAAAGCAGUGUUUAUAAGACUACUAAAACAUUAGAAUUUGACAAGGUAGAGCCAAAAGAAGUAUCUAUAAAGAGUGUGAUUGAUCCACAUAUGGUGUCAACUAAAGAAAAAGACAGAUUUUUGGCAACAAGUCCAGAUAUUAAACAUAGAAAAUCUACAAGUAGACCAGCAAGUGCAAAGCCCCCUGUCAGUAAAAAGAUAAACUCCAUGGAUGACCUUGAAAGACCAGGCUCAAGAUUAGGUUUUGUUGCUAUGGCACCAGAGGAAUCAUCAGUAGACAAAACAAAGCAAGUAAACCGUCCUGCAUCAGCUUCAAACUACAGAAGGCCUAGAUCUGCUGUCAAAGAUAAAGAAAAUAAAUCGCAACUGAAAACCAAAAAAACUGAGGACGAAAAUAAAGAACUGACAGAGAAAGACAAAGAUGAUAGAGAGAAAGUUAUAGACAAUCUCUUGGAAAGGACAAAAAGUUUAGCAGCAAACAAAGAGGAGUCAUUACAAGGAACUGAAGACAUUUGUGUGACAGACAAACUGGUGGCAGAGAAAAGGAAACCCAGACCCCUGUCUGCACAUGUAGGCCUGCUGUCAAGGACAAAGGAAGCAACAGCAAAAACACCAGUCAGCAAGAGACCAAUGUCAGCAACUACAUCAGUACAUAAACAUUAUGCUUCAUAUUCACGAACAAACAGUGCAGGAUCUGUCAAGCCAAAGAAGUCCUCUAGUAAAACACGAGUAGUACUCACUGAGCCUUGUAUCAUUAACACAAACACAUCUUAUUAUGAAGAGGAGACAGAAGAAGAUAUUGCCUGUCAGAAAAUGGAGAAAGAACUUGCAGAGAAAGGAUUGCAUAUAUCUGCUGCUACACUACAAAAGGCUCUGUACCCUCCAUCCGGAAAGUCAAGAUACUACCAGAUAACUGCAGAUCUACCUCAGAAACCUUCCCUCUCAUUGUUGAGUCAUCCGAAGGUCUGGCUACCUGAGGAGCACAAAAGACUUGUAAAAGCUGAGAAAACACUUGAAAAGGCCAAUGAGAUGAUGUAUCUGCAGGAGAAAGCGGAAAAACGUCGAGCGUUCCUAGCAUCACUGACACCAGAACAGAGAAAGAAACUGAAAAAGAAGGGAAAGAAAGGGAAGAAGGGAGGGAAAAAGUUGCAAAAAACUCAUAGUGCUGUAUGACAAGACAAAACUGAAAUUAUACUGAAAAGGAACUUUUAGGAACAUUGAGUUCCGACAUACUGUCUAAAGAAUAGUAUAGAAUACUUCUGUCUGUAUUCAAAGGUAUAAGAACUGAUCUAGCCAGUCUGUUACUGCCUACAAUCCUGAUACAAACAUAUAUUUGUUGAUCCAAAAGGGGCUGUUGACUGGUGAGCAUCUGUUGGAUAGUUAUUUUGUUGUUGAUAUAUAGUUUAGGACUCUAGCUGGAUAUUGUCUGUGAUAGAAUGUUGGAAAUGUUUCCAAUAUAUAGCGACAAAGUUAUUCGCCUUGAUAUUUACACCUGUGCUACUGGUAUUUACACCUGUGCUGCCGGUAUUUACACCUGUGUUGCCGGUAUUUACACCUUUGCUGUUCGUAUUAACACCAGCACUAUUGGUAUUUAUAACUAUGCUGCUGGUAUUUACACCUGUGUUGCUGGUAUUUACACCUGUGUUGCCGGUAUUAACACCUGCACUAUUGGUGUUUACAACUAUGCUGCUGGUAUUUACACCUGUACUGCUUUGUUUUGCAUUUUCGUGAUAAAACCAUGUGUAAGUAGAUAAAACCUUUGCUGCUUAUGCACAAAAUGACUGUAUACUACAUAGGUAAGCUAAGUGUCUGUCUUGAUAUACCUGGUAAUCUGAAGCCCAAGUGUCCAGAAAAGAAAACAACAGGGAAAAGAUUAAUUAAAUCAAUCUAUGUUUUACCAGUAAAAGCAUGGAUGGCAUCUUAACAUGGUUGGCAUGUUUAUUUAUUUGCCAUUUGAGUUUGUUUGAUGAGAUGUAUAAUUUGUAUGAUCUAAGAAUAAUGCGAAAUCGUGAGUAGAUGUGUGGUAGGAAGUAUGUUUUAGGUUAUGACUUUGGUUUUAAUGAUUUACUGUGUUCAGUAAUGCAUUUAGAAAUUCUUAAAGACUAGCUUCUAGGAUGCAAGUUUAAAAAUGCUUUUUAGCUCGACUAUUCAAAGAAAAGGUAGAGAUAUUGGACUCACUCAUGCGUCGGCGUCAGCGUCCUAUUUUGGUUAAGUUUUUGUAUGUAAGCUGGUAUCUCAGUAACCACUUAUGGAAAUAGAUUGAAACUUCACACACUUAUUCACUGUGAUAAACUGACUUACAUUGCACAGGUUCCAUAACUCUGUUUUGCUUUCUUACAAAAUAAUGCCCUUUUAAUUUCUUAGAAAUUUUUGGUUAAGGUUUUAUAUGUAACCUGGUAUCUCGGUACCCACUAAUUGGAAUGGAUUGAAACAUCACACACUUGUUCACUGUCAUGAUCUGACAUGCAGUGCACAAGUUCCAUAAAUCUACUUUGCAUUUUUACAAAAUUAUGCCCCUGUUUUGACUUAGCAGUCUUUGGUUAAGUUUUUGUAUGUAAACUGGUAUCUUAGUACCCACUAAUGGGAAUUGAUGGAAACUUCACACACUUGUUCACUGUCAUGAUCUGACAUGUAAUGCAGGUUACAUAACUCUACCUUGCAUUUUUACAAAAUAAUGUCCCUUUAAUGACUUAGCAAUUUUUGGUUAAGUUUUUGUAUGUAAGCUGGUAUCUCAGUACCCACUAAUGGGAAUGGAUUGAAACUUUGCACAAUUGUCCAUUGUCAUGAACUGAUAUGCAUUUUACAGGUUCCAUAUUCCUGUUUUGCAAUUUUACAAAACUAUUUCCCUUUUUCAACUUUUAUUUUCAUUCAACUGACAAGUCUGUUGAAUAGUCAAGCGUUGCUGUCUUCCAACAGCUCUUGUUUAUAUAAAACUUAAUCUAAUUAGCUGUUGUCUUGUGUUUAGAAAGUUGAAGGCAAUUCAGAAAAACGAGAACUGUUUAAUCCACUAGGUUUUCCUUGAUUAUGUUUUAAAUAUUACAACAAUACUGUCUGUAUUAUAAGUCUUCUUAAAACACAAUAGAGAAAGUAAUAGAAUAUUUUUCAAUUGUCAAAUUUUUUUAUUAAUUUUUAAUUGAUUAUCAAAAAGAAAUUUUAAUAGAAGUUUUAAAAUUACUCUUUUUGACUAUUUGUUCAUGGAUUUUUGUAAAACUUCAAGGGUAUCUUAAUUUGUGUAAAGCAACAUUUUACAUGGAAACAAAAAAUCACAGGUCAGAAUUUCACACAGAGGUACAUGCUGAUCUUGGUCUGCGCUGGUAGCAAAGGCAGGGGCUUAUUUUAGAAAUGGCAGGUUGAAACUUAUUAAUUUUUUUUAAAGCUGUUACGAGAGUUGAUACUUUAUAUAAUGUGUUGUUCUACAUUAUAUUAUUACCACUAGGUGCAGUACCUUUAAACUGUUGUGAUACAUAUAUUAUUAUACUUUAGUUAUAUUUAGUUGGAAAUGGUAUUUUUCAUUUAUUUAGAAUAUCAAGAAUUUUUUAUAAAGAAGCCCGUUGUAGAAAUAAAACAAUA
Mercenaria mercenaria is the source of this 5194-nucleotide messenger RNA. RefSeq lists its product as uncharacterized. Lineage: Eukaryota; Metazoa; Mollusca; Bivalvia; Venerida; Veneridae. The transcript is spliced from 13 exons. Bases 134 to 2797 code for a protein of 887 amino acids. The record is from RefSeq and is a predicted model, not a curated record.